Messenger RNA from Linum trigynum, 5007 nucleotides. NCBI's taxonomy places the organism in Eukaryota, Viridiplantae, Streptophyta, Magnoliopsida, Malpighiales, Linaceae. The record is from the annotation of a GenBank genome assembly.
AUGGAAGAGACUUACGAGCUUGAGGAAGGAGAGGCUGGCUGUUACAGAGACGAUGAUGACGACGAAAAGGACAAACAGAUAGACCCUGACGUUGCUCUCUCUUACAUUGAUGACAAGCUACAAAAUGUUUUGGGCCAUUUCCAGAAGGACUUUGAGGGUGGAGUUUCUGCUGAGAAUUUGGGGAAAAUGUUUGGUGGGUAUGGCUCAUUUUUGCUUGGUGAUGAAUCCUCUAUUUGGUUACACCCAAAAACUUCACAAAACAUCUCAAACUCGCCAAGAUCUCCUAACCAUUUGCAACUCAAGGGUGGCUCGUGGAUGUCCAAACCAGCCCCAGGUGUACCUCAGACAAGACAUAGAGGUGCUUCCUGUGGGCCCCGUGCAUUCAAUACUCCAGCUAUGACAUCUGACAAUGUUUCUGUUAAACGAGAUCCUUGUUUAUCCUCCAAUCAAGUUGGUCACAAGUUCAACUUGAGGGAUGAAAAUCCAAGUCAAUCAGGCAACAUACCUGACCAAAGGUCGCUCAAGUUCCGCAUAAAAGUUGGGUCUGAUAGUAUGGCUCAUAAAAAUGAAGCUAUAUAUAGUGGUCUUGGGCUGGGAGAUUCCCCACCUUUGUCAUCCGGGAAUUGUCUCGAUGAAGGUAGUGAUAUGCUGCUAGAAUCAUUUGAAGCAGAUGGUUCUCCUACCAGCAUUGUGCAGGCAAUGACUUCUUUCCCUGUUCCUGGGAGUAGCCUGAUAUCACCUCUACAUGAUAGUCUACUUUGUAUCUGUAAAAGGGAAGGGCUCUCCAGGAGCGCCCAACCUAUUAUUGUCCUUAAGAGUAACAGAAAGUGUCCAGGGCCAUCCGUGGAUCAGUCCAUUUCUGGUUGGAAUUUGGUGGGUCGUGAGAUGGAGAAAACUAAUGUCUCUGGGAAAAUCGAACCAGAAGUGGAGAUGAAAAGUGGCAACGCUAUGAAGAACCUAGAGGAUCAUAGUGAAGUUAAGGAUACGAAGUAUAACCGAUCAAGAGCCGUGGCUCUCUCGGAUACACUUUGUGCUCCCGACCCAGUCAUGGGCCCUGGCCUCACCUCUCUAUUAUCCAAGGAGACUAAUGAAGAUGAGCUCAGGAAUAAGUUGUUGCCUUCUGAUAUAUUGAAGGAAGAAUCUCUGGAGUCAAUAUUAGCCCCAAUUAGUUGCAAGGUUCAGAAGGGAGAUGCUGACGCUUUUUCAAGCAAGAAAUCUUUGAAACGCGCUGUUAAUAAUAAGGAUAGUUUGACAAAGCAAAGGAAGCUUGUUAGUAUCAAAUAUGUCAAAUCCACUGUGCCUUUUAAACCUUGUGUUGAUGAUUUGGAGGCAGGGGCUCUGUUGAAACUGAGCCAGGAAGCUACAAGUCAGGUUGAAAAGGGGACUUCCAGGAAAGAGGGAAUUGAAGCUGUCAAGCUAGGUGGGAAGAAAAAGAAACUGGUUGAAGGCAAGAAGCAGUUGCAUCAAACUGAAAGCCAUAGAAAUCCAUCUGCUGUUAUAAAGAAGGAAAGGUUUGAUGCAGUUAGUGUCACAGCACCUAAUCCUACUGUAAACAUCGACCUUGAUGUGCGUGGAAGAAGCAAUACGGUUCACAAGUUUUCGCCAAAGAAGAAUAUCGAUAAAACUAGAAAAAAUCAGAGAGCUGCUGUGCACAAUAGAGCGGGGGCAAUGGAUCAUAGCUCUAGUCUGCCCUCUCUUUGUAGACUGAAUAAUUCUAGCAUCAAUACUGUAGAGGCGGAGCAAAGUGCUAAAUUGAAGAAAAGUUCCAGUGUUAAAAGAGUUGAUAAGCUUCGGAUGUCUGGACUGUCUGUCAAAGGGGUGUCACAUGUAGGUCCUCAAGAUAAUGUGGUCACUGAAGUGUUUCCUCCUGCAUCUGGAGCUACUCCUGUGAUAGUCAAGGAAGAUUGGGUUGCCUGUGACGAAUGUGAAACCUGGCGUUUGUUACCAUUCGGCAGAAAGCCAGAGGAUCUUCCAGACAAGUGGACGUGUAGUAUGCUGGACUGGCUGCCUGGAAUGAACAGCUGCGAUAUCAGUGCGGAAAUGACUAACACAUUUAAUCAGAUUGAUCCACAAAAUCCCGGUUAUGGGGUUGCAUCAGGAUCAAAUACUGCAAAUCAAGGUAAUAGCCAGAAUCACUUGACUCUUGACUCGCUUGCCAUGUCUUCAGAGGGAAAAGAAAAGCAGGUUGUCAAGGAAACAGCAAAAGCACGCAGCAACCAUGGCUUCAUCGAGAAAUCAACUUCUGCUAAGAGCCGCUUGCUGGACUCUGUGAACAGCAGAAGCUUGAAUGAUAUGUGCCAGCCAGUUGCUGAACUCAGUUUGGCGAACAGAUACAGUUCACAUCACAUGAGUGAGUCAGGGAACUUGGUUGUGGGCACUUCCACAGCUAACUUGAAAUGUGAAGCUGCAGAAUCAAAAUUGAUUAACAAGAGUGAGAGUGAUCAUACUCCAGGCAGGAAAUGUAAGAAAUCAAGGAUUGAUGACAUUGCUGCAGAGCGGAGAUGUAAGAAGUCAAGGACUGAGGACAUUGCUGCACACCGUGGCCUAUCUGUUGACCUGGGGAGGGCAAGUCUCGGUACCAAAGCUGUUCCAAAUAUUAAGGAUGGUGCAAAGCAGAUCAAGUUAUCAAAAGAGUGUGCCUAUGCGAGGGAUGUGAAGAGUGACUCUCAGGAAAGAUUGUUGGGCUCUGUGAAGGUGGGACACCAAGCUCAAAUAUCUCCAGAUGGUGGAUCAUUGAAUGCUAGGAUACCUGACAGAGCUGAAAAUCUGAUGAAAAAAAGAAAAUUGAAGGAGUGGCAAGAGACUCGGCUCAGGGCUGCAACAAAUUCCGGUGCAGAAGAAAGUUCUGGUAGUAAAUUGAACAAGGAAAAGAAACUAAGGAAGCGUGUAGCUAGAGAUCCUGGUACUAAGACUGUUCAGGAUAAACUCCGCAAAGAGGGAGGGGUCCCAAUAGUUUACCAAGGCGUUGAUGAUGACCCUGUGCAUGUUUUUGAAGAAGUCAAAGAUAUUGACAAGGGUGCUCUGCAGCUUAAGAAACAAAGACGGAAGGUUGAUUCAUCAAGAAACAAUGUGGUAAGUGCACAAGUGGCUAUGACCACCAAUUCAAGCUCUUCAAAGGUCUUGGAUUCAUGUAAAACUAUAGCAACCUCUGAUGACUUCAAAGGAUCACCAGUAGAAUCAGUUUCUUCAUCUCCCUUUAAGGCCAUGUUGCAGGAGAAGCUUGGAAUGGCCAGAGGGGGCAAUCUUGGGAAAGACAAUGCUGUAAAUGGCAGAACUUUCUUUGCUGAAGUGAAUAGAUGCGGGGAUCUUUGUGGUGAUGGUGAAUUGAGUGAAGCUGGAGUCACUUCGAUGGAGAAAGCAUCUGGUAGUUUUCAUUCUCAACCCCUCAAAUAUUUUCCAUCAGAUCACAGAGAUGGACAUGCUAAUCACAGAGUCGGUGGGAAAACAAAAUCUUCCACUGUGCCUGUUGGUAAUAGCGUAAGUAUGGAGCAACAACACUGUUGUUCUAGCGAAUUGCUCGAUGCCAAGAACAUCCAUGAUGUAAAUAGAGAGAAGCAAAACAAUCGCGGAUACACAUUGUUGCGGAUCAAAACGGGCAACGGCUCAUCUUCAUUGGUGAAGGUUCGUACUAAUGCUUCCACUUCUGGGUUUGUUAAAGAUAAAGUGAAGGCUUCAGAUGUGCCGAGUGAGCAGUGGCCCAAAUCUUCGAGCCCCGCUCGUAAAAGGAAGCAAGAUAGUCCUGAUAAUUCUGGCGACGAACCUAGUAAAAGUGAGGAUAAUGCAAAAAGGAGUAGUUCUGUCGGACGAUGCUCUAGAGACAGCAGGUUGAGACUGCAGUUGAAUACUGGAGACUGUGAUGAUUCAGAUGCAAAAUUGGAUACACCACUUGGCAAGAAUGGAAAUGUUAGCCCCUUGAUUAAUUCUGAUGAUGACAAUAAGCGAGGUUCAACACGAGAAGACUCCAGAAACCGGAUCCUAAAAGUACUCCCGUUUGCUGAAGGUAAAGGUAAACCUCGGAGUCAGGGUCAUGAAUCUGUACUGGGCUCUCAACAGACAGGUGAACUUCAUGUUCUGUCUAGUCAAGCCUCAGAGAAAGGUGAUAUGUCAAAGGCUUUGCAACAACACCCUGGAAAUCCUGGCAACAAAGGCGAGGCUUGUCAAAGUUUGAAACAGCUUCCAUCUGCUUUCAGAGAGGCCAGAGGUCAUAGUGCUAAGAGUCCCUUGAAAACAAAAUCUUCUAGCCAGACUGCUAGUGAUGCUUUGGAAAAAGCCCAAAAGCAGAGAGAUUGUGCUGAUAGAAUGAAGAGCUCUGGUUUUGAUUUGGAAAGUAGGGAAGCAUAUUUCCAAGCUGCUCUAGCAUUCCUUCACGGAGCUUUUCUUCUGGAAGCUUCCUGCUCUGAGGGCGGUCAACAUGGAGAGAUGACUGCAAUGCAAGUCUACUCUUCUACGGCUAAGCUUUUUGAAUCGUGUGCCUUUGAAUAUGAAAAACAGAAUGAAAUGGCUGCUGCUGCUCUGGCGUAUAAAGGCAUGGAAGUAGCAUAUUUCCGGGCGGUUUCAUGCAAAAGUUCUAGCUUGACUAAAGAUCGGAACGAGUUGCAUGGGUUCCUGCAAACAACUAUCCAAGGUGAUUCACCAUCUUCCUCUGCAUCGGAUGUCGAUAACUUAAGCACUCAUGUCACAGUUGAUAAGGCUCCUUUAUCCAAGGGAACACUCCCUCAUGUUGUUGGAAACCCCACUGUUGUGCCCAGAAACCAUGCCAGUCUCGCUAGAUUGAUCAACUUUACACAGGAAAUGGGUUCUGCCAUGGAAGCAGCAAGAAAAUACCAGAAUGCUUUCAUAGCUUUUAGUUCAGCGUCGGAAGUGUCACAAAAGACCGAGUUGAUUUCUUCUGUCAAGGGAGUUUUGGAUUUUAGCUUCCAAGAUGUGGAACGCCUCAUAGAGCUACUGCGGCUUGCAAUGGAGGCUAUAAAUCGUUCGGGUUUGGAUAAUACCAAAAAGAUUAAAUAA